This is a messenger RNA of Amaranthus tricolor (Joseph's coat), 5111 nucleotides long. RefSeq names its product RING-H2 finger protein ATL46-like. NCBI's taxonomy places the organism in Eukaryota, Viridiplantae, Streptophyta, Magnoliopsida, Caryophyllales, Amaranthaceae. The record is from RefSeq and is a predicted model, not a curated record. The transcript has 2 exons. The coding region runs from base 840 to 1952 and encodes 370 amino acids.
CACUCUAGUCUAGGGUAUACGCAAAUUACUAAUAUAACCUUGUAUUUCUUAUUUGGUGAAGCACAAGAGCGGCCUAAUCUCUCUUGCCGUUUUGCCUUACCAUCAAGUGGCAUCAACCCUCCCUUUUUGGAGGAUCCCACAACCCCACAACCCACAACCCACAACCCCUAAAACACAAGUAAGUUGAACUUUUGAUUUUCCCACAACUAAAAAAAAGAACACCCAAUUAACCAAAACCGCAAAAAGAAUAGUUAGAGAGAGGAAAAGGAAACUUGAGAAUCUUGAGAAAAGCAAGAAAAAAAGCUCCAUUAACAAUUUCUAGGGUUCUCUACCCACUUCUUUUGUUUUCCAAACUUUGAAGCUUAUUCAUGAGGAAGAAGGGUAGAUUUUGGUCAAGUUUACUUUGAAAAAGUGUAAGUUAAUCCUUUGAAAAGUUAUCCCAAAUUCACCAUUAAAAUUUCAUUAGUCACUUCUUAACCCCUCAAUUGACUUGGAUAGUGUUCUUUUGUCAAGAAGUAGAAGCCAAAUACAUGGGACAAAGUAUUUUUAAGCACCAAGUUUCCUCCUUUUUAUGUGAGUUUGUUUAUUUCUUCCAAGUUUUACUCUCAUUUGAAGUCAAGAUUUAAUUUUUGUCAUUAUUUUAGUUGCUAAAUAUCAUCUGGAUUGCUUGCUAUUACACUCAAUAAAGGUGGGUUCUUGAAAUCAUGAUUGGGUUAUGUGAAAAAUCAAUGCUUUUGGAGAUGGGUUCUUGAAAAACUUCAAAUCUAUGACAUUAUGGUGUGAUAUUACUCAAUUAAAAGGAGAGAAAUCUCAUCUUUGGGUAUGCUCAAUUUGUUAACAUGUCAUUAGUUCAAUCAUCAUCCUCAUCAUCAUCAUCAUCAUCUUGGUCAUCUACAAAUAAUCAUGAUUUGUUUCAAAGAGAUACAACUCCACAAACAACAUCAUCUCCAUCAUCUUCUUCUUCAAGUGGAAAAAUUAGUCCUGCAAUUCUGUUUAUUAUAAUUAUUUUGGCUGUAAUUUUCUUUAUUUCUGGUCUUCUUCACUUGUUAGUUAGAUUCUUUACAAAGCACAGAUCAUCCUCAACUUUUGCCCAAUCUAAUAGAUACCCAGAUAACAAUUCAAGUCCUGAUGCAUUUCAAAGGCAACUGCAACAGCUUUUCCACCUUCAUGAUUCAGGUUUAGACCAAGCUUUUAUUGAUGCACUUCCUGUAUUUCAAUAUAAGGAAAUUGUGGGUUUAAAAGAGCCAUUUGAUUGUGCUGUUUGUCUAUGUGAGUUCUCAGAGCAAGAUAAACUAAGAUUACUACCUUUGUGUAGUCAUGCUUUUCAUAUUGAUUGUAUAGACACUUGGUUACUUUCCAAUUCAACUUGUCCACUUUGUAGGGGUACACUCUACACCCCAGGGCUUGCAAUUGAAAACCCGGUUUUCGAUUUCGAUGAUUUGAGGGAUGAAGAUGGGGUUGAUGGAUUAGGCCACAAGUCACUUGAGAUUGAAAUUGUGGGUGAGAAGAGGGUAUUUCCUGUGAGACUUGGCAAGUUCAGAAGUACAAGUAAUGAAGUUCAAGAACAAGUUUUGGCUAGGAAAGAAGAAGAUGUGGGUGAAACUAGUAGUAGUAGUUUAGAUGCAAGAAGGUGCUUUUCAAUGGGUUCAUACCAAUAUGUGGUUGCUGAUUCAGUUUUCCAAGUUGCAUUAAACCCAAAUAAACCUUCAACUAUUGAUCCUAAUUUGAUGAAUAUGAAAGGAAGAAUGGGUGAAAAUGGGAAUUUAGCUAUUAAUAUUGGGGAUGCAGAGGCUAGAAAAAUCAAUAUUGGUACCAAAAAUGAGAGUUUAUCUGUAUCUAAGAUAUGGUUAUGGUCCAAGAAGGGCAAAUUUCCAAAUUCUUCAAAUACUGAGUUUAGUGGUUUUCCUGUUGAUAUGAGUUUGCCUUGGACUAAUAGAGGUCAAGCAACAUAAUGAAGUGAAUACAGAAUUGAGAUAUUAAUGUUGCGGUUUAAAGCUUGAUGGCAAACCUACUUAUGUUGACGAAGACUUUAUUGGAUGAGAACGAGUAUCUUCAUCCGGUUGCACGAGGCAUUGAUUCAUUUAGUGUGUAUGAGCUUGAUGGCCAACCUACUUAUGUACAUAGAACUAUAGGUGUGCACCGGUCCAAACCCAGACCGGAUCGUGUCGGAACCGGUUCGACUUGAAGACCGGAUUUUGAAAUUUUGAGGACUGGAGACCAUACCUGUUACUUCCCUACGUAGAACUGUAGAAGCCAUUAGGCUGUGGCCGGGUUGAAUAGGUUAUAUCAUCAAGCUAAAAUUGAAGAUAAAUCGCCUUAGAAGUACUUUUUUGGCAAUGAAGUUAUAAUGGUGGAUUAUCAAAUUUUUUUUUUUUUUUUUUUUUUUGGAUUCCGAGGUAAGGUCGUAGAAUUCCCUAUAUGCAGAGGUCACCCAUGAUGCUCAAAAUUUCUACUUGGAACACCAUCUUUUCAUAGUUGCUAGUAGUUGUAUUGUCUAUUCUAUCACAAAUAUAGUUAGUUACUAGUUAGGGGUUACUAACAAAGCCAUUCCACUUCAUAAGGAGAAUUAAUUCUGUAUUUUAAAUUCUUUUCCAAUUGAUUAUGAUAUGCAGAAAUAAGGGCCUACUAGCAGAAAUCAGGAACAGUUUUUUGUCAUCCAAAAGUAAAUGUAUGUCCAUUUAGUGAAUGAAACAAAUCUGAGUGUGACUCUUUGCUGCACCAAUUUGACUGAGUUUGUGUGACAGUUGAGAUGGGCUAUACUUUUUGUUCUUAUGUUAAACAUUGAUUCAGUUUGAUCUGUGGUAUCAUGAUUUUUCCCCUUACAUACAAAAUUGAAACAUUACCAUCAAAUGUUCUUGAGAGUCACAAGUAAAAUGACUAAGAUCUGUCAGCAGAUUUGGUUUUGGUAUUACUAUAUCGGUCGAUCAAUUCAAAAAAUUUGAGCAUGGUAUGACCUACUUACACUCGAUAUCGAACUAUCGAUAAGCGAGUUAGUGUUUUGUUUUUCGAUAGGAAGUUUUUAGGAAAAUGGAAGGUUUGAGUGUUGAUAACUUUAACACUUGAUUUGAAUUGAAGGAAUUGAAAGGAAAGAGAUGAAAGUGAUUUGGAGAACUACUAUUGGAUAACAAAUUUAAAAAGGAGGGGUUUGAAAGGAAAGCGAUUUGAAGGAAUUUAAUUUUAGCUUUUUAAAAGCAUUUUGUUAAUAGUGAUAGGAUGACGACACAAAUCAAGUAAAUCAAAUACCCUUAGGAACUUCAUUCAGCAAGUCUUAUAUGAGACCGUCUCACCAUGAGAUGAUCUAUUAAGGAAAAACAUAAAGAAAAACAAUGGAAUUUGAAUUUGUACAAAGCAGUAAAUUUUUUUUUUUAAAAGUUUUGAUUGACCCAAUUGAAGCCGACGGUUUGAAUAAAAAAUUAGGAAACUUCAUUUGGUUUUUAUUACCAACGGUCGUAAAUUUCUAUACUAAAUAAACUGUUUAUUUUUUGUCUGCUUUUUUAAAAAAUAUUGGUAUAUUAGGUUGGCAGAUAAAUUCUCAUACCCAUCAUCUUUACAUGUAUGUAACUUGGUCUCCAACGAGUAGCUAUACGACAUUCAAAUUCAUACCCGUAUCAAACUUGUAAUUAAUCUUUUUUUUUUUUGUUAACAGUUAAAAUUAUUGAUUUUGUCAACUUUUUUAAUUACCAAGCUAUUGGGCAAUGCAACCCAAUUCCCAAAUACAUAUACAAAGGGGUUAAUAGGGGGGGUAGGUUUAUUUAUGUUUUGAAGGUAUGUUUAUAAAGCUAAUACUUCGAGUAAACUAAAAAACUUUGUACAUCAUUCAUUGAACUUGGAUAAUAGAACUCUAAUUUUUAGAACAUUGAAGGAUAAAAAGCAAAAGAGGUUGAAGACUUAGAAGGCUACAAGAACCCAACUUAAACUAAUGCAAAUUAGGUGCUUUUCAAAGGGUUCGGGCUUAAGUGAUAAGUUAAUUGACAAAGAGCUACUCUUGUUAUCGGUGAGAUUAGCUCAAAACAAGAAGCUUUAUAUGCUAAUGAUUUGUAUUAGUUGUAUUGUUUAACACAUAUAUAAAGUGUGUCUCACGGUAUGACCAUCUCAUACAAGAAUUUGUAAUUGAUUAAUAUGAUCAUUAUGAAUUUAUGAUCUUCAAUAGUUUCAUUCAGUAUUUUUCGUUUUGUUAUAUUUUUCAUGCUAAAACUUAUUUUAAAAAGAAAAUACAUCAAAAUAAAUGGAAUAUAAGGAGUAAGAAAGAACAAUCACAUGGAGAAAUACUAGGCCCUUGGUUAUGCAGGCUACAAGGGUCAUCAUUGUUUUAAAUCUAUUUAAGCCCUAAUUUUCUCCCCAUAGUAAUCUGUACGAACAUGUUGAUGCAAAGUCAACUCGAUCGAACCAAGAUUGAUAACAGAAAACACAAGCUACUCAAGCUAGUAAAGUGGUAAGUAGUUUUUAUUAUGCAUAAUCAAGGGAUGGAGCAAAAAUUUUAAAGGUUUAAUUUAUUUUUACAAUGUCUUUUAUAUAUAAUUAUUAAUUAUGAACAUUGUAGGAGUAUGUUAUAUCAAUAUGCACUAUUGUGCACAAUUAUAAUCCAUAGAAAUUACUAAUAAGAAAAAAUUAAUUAAUUUUUAUUACGAGGUCAAGAUUCUGAGACAUAUUAUAAAGUAGUAUACAGUUUAGAGGUUUUAUGAAUUUGUAUUUCAUUAAAAUUUGUAUCUCAAUAUAAAGUUUCAUAAAUUUAUACUUUAUUAAAUUAUAAUGGUUAGUUUUAAAAGUGAGACUCAACUUUUUAUUGUUGUGUGUACUAAAGCUUCGGUACUUAGACGGCAUUUCACAUUAGCAUGAUGGCAUUAUUUUGUGUUUCUACUAUACAAAGCUAACUACCUUCUACCUUCUGUUCAGUAUAAGUAUUUUAUUUAUUUUUGACAUUAUUUAUUAAUUAUUUUUAAAUUGUCUUUAUUCAUAAUUUAUAAGCUAUAUCAUAAUUAUGCUAAUUAUUAUUUAAUUCGUUCUAUUACGAAGAUUAUUAAUUUUUAAUUUUUAUAAUUUUUAAUUAUGUAUAAUUAAAGAUAUUAAUUAUAGAAAUAGUACAACGACAAAUAUAUCCAGUAAAAUGUGAC